GAGUGCUGUAUUGCAUGCGCGAAGUCCAGAGCCGCUCGCUUUCUCUGGAAACACACAUGCACGCAUACACUGGUUUGGCGUUGACUUCAGUUGCAAUGUGGCAGUCCGGCAGACGCAGGAACAUCUCAUGCCUUCAGCCUGGAGCGAUGCGCGAGAAAUAGCGUGUUGCGUGACAUGUUGGGAGAACAACUGGGAUGGACAGGAGGUUCUGCUAGAAAACAUUUCUCUCAUGCCUUGAUUGUUCAAGCGGAUACAUGAAGUGGCAGAAGGUUUCAAGCCAAAGGAGCAACAUCCAAAAUAACAAACAAAUGAGCUGUCUUUUCACGUGAUGCCUCCAGCUACUUUCCUAUAGGCUUGAUAUAUGGAUGAGAAGAGUACCAUACAAAAAAAGAGACACCGGAGCGGCGAUUUCGUCGCAGGCUAUGGGGGCCAUGGUGACCUAGAGUCAAUAGUCGUUUCCUGGCAGGUCAACUUGUUUCCAGUUUAAUCCCUGCUUGCUCUCUUUGUCUUCUACCUCCCCACCAGAGUGAGGCGCCACCCUCUCUCUGUUUCUGCCACCCACUUGGCCGAGACAGCUAUGGCUGGAGUGAGAAAGUUGGCACGAGUAGUCAGGCACCAGGGUCUCCACCGCCUGAUCUUUGCACUCAUCCUUUUCUGUCUACUCUCCAUGGCCUACUUGGCUUAUCACGUUAGUGCUGGACCCAAGAUCAAGGAGGCCCCUGUGCCAUUACCGCUGGGGGACUGUGUAGCUACAUCUGUAGUUGGUGGUGGACAAAGGACUCCACUGUUCCUGCCAUCACAGGUCAGCCAACGGCGACAGUCAGCGAGAACAGCAGAUACCUCUCGGACAGAGCCCGUGGUGUUACUCUUUGUGGAAAGCAUCUACUCCCAACUUGGACAAGAGAUUGUAGCCAUUUUAGAGUCAAGCCGCUUUCAUUACCGCACUGAAAUUGCACCGGGAAAGGGGGACAUGCCCCCUUUAGCUUGGCGAGGUCGUGGCCGAUACACACUUAUCGUCUAUGAGAAUCUGCUCAAGUACGUCAACUUGGACUCAUGGAACCGCCAGUUACUGGAUAAAUACUGCCAAGACUAUGGAGUGGGAAUCAUUGGCUUCUAUCGGGCAAAUGAAAACUCCCCAUCCAGUGCUCAGCUUAGAGGCUUCCCUCUCUUCUUGCGAUCAAACAUGCCACUUUGGGAUUACAAAGUCAACCCUGCUGCACCCUUGCUCUACAUCACCAAACCUAAUGAGCUGGAACCUGGUCCUUUACCUGCGGACAACUGGACCACUUUCCUGUCCAACCACAGCACUUAUGAGCCUGUACUGUUAGCUAGCCCCAGACCAGCUGAACCCAAUCAGCUCCCGACACACUCACACCAACAGAGAGCUCUGCUGGCUACGGUUAUGCAAGACCUAGGUCUUCACGAUGGGAUCCAACGGGUGUUCUUUGGAGGUAGCCUGUCUUUUUGGCUGCACAAGCUGCUGUUCGUGGAUGCUGUGGGUUAUUUAACUGGCAGAAGGCUCAGCCUCUCGUUGGACAGAUUUUUGCUUGUUGACGUGGAUGACAUCUUUGUUGGGAAGGAGGGGACACGCAUGAAAGUGGCAGAUGUUGAGGCACUGCUUCACACACAAAACAAACUCCGUUCUCUGGUCCCUAAUUUCACCUUCAACCUGGGAUUCUCUGGCAAGUUUUUUCAUACAGGUACAGAUGAAGAAGAUGAGGGUGACGACACACUGCUUCGGCACCGACAGGAGUUCUGGUUUCCGCACAUGUGGAGUCACAUGCAGCCUCAUCUCUUCCACAACGUCAGCGUACUGGAACAGAUGAGACUUAACAAACAGUUUGCACAGGAGCAUGGUAUCCCCACAGACAUGGGUUACGCUGUAGCCCCCCAUCACUCAGGUGUGUACCCUGUGCACAGUCAGCUUUAUGAGGCCUGGAAAAACGUAUGGGGCAUCAAGGUGACCAGCACAGAAGAGUAUCCUCAUCUCAGGCCUGCCCGCUAUCGCAGAGGCUUCAUACACAACGGCAUACAGGUUCUUCCCCGGCAGACCUGUGGGCUUUUCACACAUACCAUCUUCUACAAAGAUUAUCCAGGAGGCCCUCAGGAGCUGGACAAGAGCAUUCGCGGUGGAGAGCUGUUUCUUACAGUGCUGCUCAAUCCUGUCAGUAUAUUCAUGACUCACCUGUCAAACUACGGCAAUGACCGACUGGGCCUGUACACCUUUGAGUCACUGGUGAGGUUUGUGCAGUGCUGGACUCACCUGCGCCUGCAGACUCUGCCUCCAGUCCGCCUCGCUCAGAAAUACUUCCAGAUUUUCCCUGAUGAGAGAGACCCCUUGUGGCAGAACCCGUGUCAUGACAAGAGACACAAAGACAUCUGGUCCAAAGAGAAGACCUGUGACAGACUACCUAAGUUUAUAGUGAUUGGCCCUCAGAAGACCGGUACCACCGCGCUUCACUCGUUUCUUGCCCUUCACCCUGCCAUUACCAGCAGCUUCCCCAGCCCCGUCACCUUUGAGGAGGUGCAGUUCUUCAGCGGACCAAACUACCAGCGUGGCAUUGACUGGUACAUGGAUUUUUUCCCUGUACCCUCAAAUGUGAGCACAGACUUCCUGUUUGAGAAGAGCGCAAACUACUUUGACACUGAAGUUGCUCCGAAGAGAGCAGCCGCCCUUUUACCAAGAGCCAAAAUCAUCUCCAUACUCAUCAACCCUGCCGACCGGGCGUAUUCAUGGUACCAGCAUCAGAGGGCUCAUCAGGACCCUGUGGCGCUAAACUACACGUUUCAUGAGGUGAUCUCUGCAGGGCCGUCGUCCCCCGCAGCUCUGCUGUCUCUGCACCGCCGCUGCCUGCAGCCUGGAGCCUACAGCAGCCAUCUGGAGCGCUGGUUACACCACUACCAGCCCAGUCAGCUGCUGAUCGUGGACGGCGUUCAGCUGCGCUCCAGUCCUGCUCAGGUGAUGGAUGGCAUUCAGAAAUUCCUCGGCGUCACACCUUACUUCAACUACACACAGGCGCUGACGUUUGACGAGAGUAAAGGUUUCUGGUGUCAGAAAGUGGAGGCAGGACGUACUCGCUGUCUGGGAAAGAGCAAAGGAAGGAAGUAUCCAGAAAUGAGCCUGGAGUCGAUGGUGUUUCUGUCGGAGUAUUACCGUGAGCAGAACGUGGAGUUACUCAGGAUGUUGAAACGUCUGGGUCAGCCUCUGCCCAUUUGGCUCAGAGAUGAACUGCACAACGCCAGCUGGAGCUGAUCAGAAGCAGCAUAAGGAGAACCACGGCAGAACCCUGCUCCACACAGGAGAACUCAGGGCCCCCGUGCGGCAGGAGCCAAAAGAGGAC
This is a messenger RNA of Puntigrus tetrazona (Sumatra barb), 3341 nucleotides long. RefSeq names its product bifunctional heparan sulfate N-deacetylase/N-sulfotransferase 2-like. Gene Ontology annotation, molecular function: heparan sulfate N-sulfotransferase activity; deacetylase activity. Gene Ontology annotation, cellular component: Golgi apparatus. The record is from RefSeq and is a predicted model, not a curated record. NCBI's taxonomy places the organism in Eukaryota, Metazoa, Chordata, Actinopteri, Cypriniformes, Cyprinidae.